Molecule: messenger RNA, 2340 nt
Organism: Archocentrus centrarchus (flier cichlid)
Lineage: Eukaryota; Metazoa; Chordata; Actinopteri; Cichliformes; Cichlidae
Gene: stra6l
Product: STRA6-like
Exons: 18
Coding region: 99-2045 (648 amino acids)
Biological process (GO): vitamin A import into cell
Cellular component (GO): plasma membrane
Molecular function (GO): signaling receptor activity; retinol transmembrane transporter activity
Source: RefSeq, a predicted model, not a curated record
GGAGAAGUGGGAUCAGUCCACAGUUGUUUGCUUUAUCUUUACAGCACAGCAGGAACAAAGCUUAGCUUCCUAGACUCUAAUGAACCAACUUAUCAAAGAUGAUAAGAAACGUACUGGAACAUGAGGUCUCCACAGACGUGGAUUGUCAGAAUAGAGUCUCUGUGGACAUGUUCUUGCAUCUUUCACUCAUACCAGCAGCGUUGAUUGCAGGGGUGCUAUCGUUCCUUCAAAAAAGAGCCCAGAGGCUGGCCAUUGACCACAGACUGCCAUUCCUGGAUCAACGUUUUGCUAUAGUCGUGCCUUUGGAUACUAUCGGCAGCCUCAGUAAUCGCUGGUCUUAUGGCUUUGCCUUUGGUGCAGUGUCGAGCAAUGUCUUGCUCCUCUUCUCUGAAAGCUACCUCCCCAUUACUGUUCCAUCCUGGGCCAGAGCUUUUGUGUACCUGAUUGGUGCUUUAGAGGUGGGUAUGGUGUAUUUCCCUUUCUUUGCCUGUCUGUCCACGCCAUUCAGAAUGACCGGGGCACUGCUGGGAAUACUCUACUCCCUGUUUUGGAUCGGAAUUACAGCCUGGGAUAUAGCCACUUGUCCCAGUGGUGAGAUACUGGGCAAAUACCAGAAGGUGAUUUCCCAGUGGCCUCGUAUGCUCUCCCUCGUCUUCCUCCUUGGACGAUUCAUUUACAUUCUGGUGAAAGCUAUUCGAAUAUGUCUGCACACGGAACAAGAGGACUCUGAAGAGCUGACUGAGCAACACCAAGUUCAGCAUGUUAAGAGACUGAUGAGAAAGACACCUGGACAAAGUAAGCCACUCACCUGGUUCCAGAGGCGAGUUUAUGAGUGGGAUCCCUAUUUCAAGUUUCCCAGCAGAAUAAUUGGCACUGUCGUAAUAUCUCUUAUAGGUCUAUAUACGAUGACAAUAGCAGACUACAGUCUCAGUAAUUCUGCUUUUGACAAAAUUGCCACGUGGAAAAAUACACUUAAAGACGUGGUUACCUCUUGUAACCAGACAGAAUCCCUGGGAUACAUGAUACCUCAGCUGGAAGAAUUUAUUGACGUGGCCCGGAAGUGUUGGCUAACCACGACCAUCUUUGCCAGUUUCAACUCUGUUGCCUACACAUUCCAUGUUUUGGCAUGUUACAGAAAACACUUAAGGAGGCUCUGGAAAGGACAGAAAUUUUUUCUUCCUGAGAAGUUUCAUAAACCUAAAUCUGCUGUCAGUGUAGCUUCCAUUGCGAGAUACUCUGGCUGGCAAAUAGCUUUUACACUGUGGGGCUACCUGAUUGUCCAUUUUGUUCACUUCCUGUUUGCUCUGCUGCUGGCCUAUGUGCUGAUUCUUCCUAUAAUGCAUGGGAAAGUGCUUACUAUGCUGUCCACCCUAGGAACCAUACUUCUGACCGUCAGCAUUAUAAUCGGCCUGGUGAUUCUCCAAAUAGUUUUGGUUCAGAUCUUCUUCCUUCAGGACAAAAUGGAUCCCAAAGAUAAAGAGAAACCUUUGGCUCUCAACAACAGGAAGGCGUUUCAUUGCUUCAACUACUUCUUCUUUUUCUACAAUGUGGUGAUGGGGAUGACCACCUGCAUAGUGAGGCUUCUUUUCAGCAUUGUGGUGGGAACAUGGCUGGUGUCUCGCAUAGACCGAACUAUAAUGCAGAGGGGAUAUGAAACCAUGGAUGCUGGCUACAGUACGUGGAUUGGGAUGAUCUUUGCUGACCAUUAUCACAACAACCCAGUCCUGGUAUCUUUCUGUCAGGUGCUGAUCUCCAACACACUGGAGAGACACAAUGCAUCUACCUACUCCACAUUCAACAAUACUCCAUCAGCAUCCCCUGCGAACAGUCAGGCCAGGAGACGCUGGGCUUUGCUUUAUACCUUACUGAGGAACCCUCCCCUGAUCCUGCUAAGAAAGCACCACCUCUCCUCAUCUUCUUCAUCAUCAUCUCCCCCAUUAGACACAGUGCUACAGGCUUUUAUUAUGGCAUCUCAAACUCAGAGGCAGCAGACAUUGUCAGAGCCACUACCAGAGAUUCAAUUAUCACCAGGAGAAGACUGUUAAUAACUGACUUCAUUUGAAAAUCAAAGUCAAAGUCUCUUAAUUAUUAUAAAUAUAGUGGUUCAUAAAAAAAAAUAUAUAUAUAAAAUGUAAUCCAAAAGGAAUGUAGAGGCCUUCAAUGGAGAUGUUGUAUGUAUAACUAUGCUGUUUUCAGUUUGUUUUCUCUGCACUUACAUCUGACUGAAAAGAUAUCAUCUAGAUCAGUGAUCCUCAAAUCCAGGCCUCGAGAGCCCCUGUCCUGCAGAUUUUAGAUGUGCCCCUGAUCCAACACACCUGAAUCAAAUGGCUGAAUUACCUC